Messenger RNA from Homalodisca vitripennis (glassy-winged sharpshooter), 2185 nucleotides. Its product is annotated as probable 4-coumarate--CoA ligase 2. The record is from RefSeq and is a predicted model, not a curated record. The coding region runs from base 289 to 2118 and encodes 609 amino acids. Gene Ontology annotation, molecular function: long-chain fatty acid-CoA ligase activity. Gene Ontology annotation, biological process: fatty-acyl-CoA biosynthetic process; long-chain fatty acid metabolic process. Lineage: Eukaryota; Metazoa; Arthropoda; Insecta; Hemiptera; Cicadellidae. The transcript is spliced from 10 exons.
UUGGAGCAGGAAGUGUUGUUUUGAUUUUAGGACUAAAUCUCAGUUUUAUCAAAAUAACUCUUGAAUAAAGUUUUAAAUUAUAUCCAAUAAAAAAUCUAUUGUUUUGUAGGUAUUAACUUUGUUGCUCAAAAGGGUUUUAUUGAAAAAAUCUGAAAUACCUAAUCUUAACGUUAUAAACGUUUUUAAAAACUGACAUAACUUUAAAUAUAUAUAUAUAUGUCAAUUUUACUUAAGUAAAUAUUAAUAAAUCAACGCAAUUAAAAAAGUUAUUUGUUGGAGUAAACAAUUAUGGAAACAUUGCAACCAUACGCUGAAGGAAAGUGGUUGAUAUUAGAAUCAAAACCAGAUGAACCUUCCAGAAGUGAGAUACAAAAUGAGGGCGAUGAAAUUGAAGAAUCUCUAGAAAAAGAUCUCAUAUUAAGAGGUCCACUUUGGAACUAUGGCAAGAAGAAGGAUAACGAUGAAAUUUUGUUUCAUAUAAUCAAGAAAACUAUUUAUUCACAAGAAGAGUUGGUCCUCAAAGGUGCACAAUGGAUUCCUUCAAAACCAAUUAUUCAUUCUUUUGUAGAAUAUUUAUUUAUAAACAUGAAAAGAAAAAAGAAUAUUAAUUCAACUGCCCUGGUAGAGGUGGAAACUGGGAGGACUAUGACCUAUGGAGAGUUGAUACACAAUGCUCAGUCUCUGGCAUGUGGUCUGCGCUGGAUAGGUAUCGUACCUGGUCAAGUUGUAGCAUUGUUCAGCUACAAUAGUUUGGAGGCUCUAAUAAUGAUACUGGCAUCUCUGCUUGUUGGUUCAUUAACUGCAAUCCUAGAAAGCAGCUAUAAUUCUGUGGAACUAGCAGUUCAGCUUCGUGAGGUAAAUCCUCGUCUCUUGUUCACUGAGACUGGCAAGACACUGCUCAAAGUUGAAUAUGCUUUGACUCAAAUGACAACAGCUCGGCUCCCUCGAGUUGUUGUGAAUUCUCUUCAUCCACAACCAAGGAAUUACCUCACCAUAAAUCAGCUGAUGAGAGAAGUGGAGCCAGAUUUCAAGGCAGAAUUCCGCUUAGCCAAUUCUCUUAACCCUAUCUUCAUCCUCUUCUCUUGUGGAACCACUGCAUCAGCUAAGGGAACUUUGAUUUCAGAGCGAUACUUUACAAGAAGUAAAAUGUUUAGUGAAACAGACUUUGGUAUAUCAGAAAAAAGAUACACAACAUUGAUAUCGUCCCCUAUCUUUUGGAACAGCACAAUUACGACUUUGCUCUUAAAACUGAAUUAUGGCCAUAGGAUUGUUUUCUUCCGUGGCCCACCUUGUGAAGCUGUGCUCAUCAAAGCUCUGCACAAGUUUCAAGUCCUACUAUGGGUCACUAGCCCGGCUGUACUGCUGCAGCUCUUGGACUGGCCAGUCAGAUGUAGGUGGGAUUUUCUCAAAGUCAUAUUUACCAUUGGGAUGUCAUUUACACUUCAAAGUAUAACCAGAGUUCGAGAUGAAUUGUUCAGUGGAAAAGUCCAUAUUUGCCAGGUUUAUGGUAUGACAGAGACAGGGACUCUCACUAGUAAUACUCCUUCCAUGAACAAACUUGGUUCUGUUGGUAGACUAUCCCACAAUACUGAACUGAAGGUAAUGGAAGAAGGUACUGGACUCACUCUGGGGGCUUACCAAGAAGGGGAGCUCUGCUUCAAGUCCCAGUCUUUGAUGUUGGGUUACUACAAAAACCCAGAGGCCACUCAGCUGAUGUUUGACAGUGAGGGUUUCUUCCACACAGGAGACCUGGGAUACUACGACAGUCAAGGGUUUCUUUUUAUCACUGGCCGCAAGAAGGAAGUGAUCAAGUGGAAAUCAUAUCAAAUUGCUCCAAUGGAUAUAGAGAUACAAUUGUUGACAUUACCAGAAGUCAAAGAGGCGGUUGUGUUUGGCAUACCAAAUGACAGAGAUGGUGAGAUUGUGACAGCAGCUGUUAUUCUUCACCCUGAGUUCCAGAUCACAGCGAAUGCUGAGUUGAUUGAAGCUACAGCCAACUUAAACCUGUCAAAUACAAAGAAGAUUCGAGGAGGUGUUCACAUCUUCCAGUCCUUCCCUUACACUGCUACAGGCAAGCCUAUCAAAAACCUAAUUGUCAAACACGUUUUGAAUCUCUGAAUAUAAUAUAAUCCUGAAAAAUAGUUAUCUGAAUUUACUAAAAAUAUAGUUUUUUUUAUUGACUGAA